Molecule: messenger RNA, 426 nt
Organism: Acaulospora colombiana
Lineage: Eukaryota; Fungi; Glomeromycota; Glomeromycetes; Diversisporales; Acaulosporaceae
Source: the annotation of a GenBank genome assembly
AUGAGGUGUAAGAACGAGAGACAAUUAGAUUGUUGGUUAUUGUCCAAAGAAAUAGAUCACGAAUAUCAGGCGCGUGAAAAGGUCGACCGGGAAGAUUCUCAUGAGCAAAAAGUAAUGCCCGCACCAAACGCCGCCGCUUUGAAACCGACCUUGUCCAACAAUGCUACUAACAAGACAAGGGAAUAUGAGGUUCUCGUCAUCCCGCCUGCUUCCCCAACCAGCGACACCUACACCGCCACGCAACAACCUUUGAGAACAAGGACCAAGCGUAUCAAUUGCAAUUCCACGAAUGGGACUUUCUAUUGGAUUCCCGAAGGAUACCGUGCGGUUUUGGUGAGGACUGCGGAUUUACCUUUGCUCGUGGGCUCCGAAUAUCCGUUGCCGUCUCCCACCUAUUCCUCGGAUUCCGAAGAUUCCAGUUGUUAA